CAUAUUUUCAUGUCUUUGGUUGCAAAUGUUACAUUUUGAAUAACAAAGACAGCAAUCUCAAGAAAUUUGAUGCUAAAUCUUGUGAAGGAAUAUUUCUAGGCUAUUCAACAAAUAGCAAAGCAUAUAGGAUCUUCAAUAGAAAAACAUUGACCAUGGAAGAAUCAAUGCAUAUACUUUUUGAUGAUGCUAACACUUCCUUGCAAAGGAAAGAUUCUUGUGAUGAUGAAAUUGAGCAGAUUCUAAACUCAAAGAGUUCGAACAAUGAUGAGCUUGAAUCAAAAGAACCAGUGGAGGAUGAUCAAAAUGACAAAGAAGAAGAACUCCCUUGCUCCACAAAUAUUGAAAUUCAAGAUGACUCCCAACCAAAUGUGGAAGAACUACAAAUUGAGGAACCUCAACAUCAAGAUAUUCCACAAGAAUGGAGGUACCAUAGAAAUCAUUCCAAAGAUGACAUUCUUGAUAGUCCAUCACAAAGAAUGAUGACAAGAGCUCAACUUAGAAGAUAUUUUGUCCAAGUACAUAAAGGAUAUGCUAAAGAAGUUCAAAAUGGAGGAUAUGAAAAGUGUUGGAACUCCCAUGAGCUCAACAAUUAAAUUGGAGAAAGAUGAAAAAGGUAAAGAGGUAGAUAACAAAUUUUAUAGAGGUAUGAUUGGUUCUUUACUCUACUUGACAGCAUCUAGACCAGAUAUUCAUUUUAGUGUAUGUUUAUGUGCAAGA
Messenger RNA from Hevea brasiliensis (rubber tree), 717 nucleotides. RefSeq lists its product as uncharacterized. The record is from RefSeq and is a predicted model, not a curated record. The transcript is spliced from 2 exons. NCBI's taxonomy places the organism in Eukaryota, Viridiplantae, Streptophyta, Magnoliopsida, Malpighiales, Euphorbiaceae. The coding region runs from base 153 to 593 and encodes 146 amino acids.